ACAAGACGCACGAAUGCCUGCCGCGCGACAAGAAGCGCGAUGCAGUGAUAAAAUUGCAACUUUUAUGGAAAAAUGGCACAUUGUUUGACUACCGCGUUGCUUCUUGCUGCACAUUUCCGUGUCUUGUGUGCAGGAACCAUUUGAUUUGAGGAAUUCUAGAACGAGGAAUUAAAAUUGCGGAAUAUGAUCAAAUAAUGGAUCGGACACGUUUUAUCAAGUAGUACCACUCAUGCACAUAUGCAUCCUUGAAAUUAAUGAAAUUGAGAUCGCUCAGUCUUGUAAUACUGUUUAGUGGAUCAAACGGUAGAGGUAAUACAGGUUACACGUAAAAUAUUUGCGACAAUAUAUUUACAGUAUAAAUGAUUUGCAAUGUGAUAUUCAACAUCAGUCAAGUUGACCGAAUUGGUGUACUAGGAUCAAAUAAUCGACUGAUAUAGGUUAUGAUUUAUCCCAAUCAAUUGUGAAUAAUAUUUUUAAACAAUGGAUACUCCCUUACAAAAAGUGGAGUUACAAGCAGAUGUCUACAUGGUCUGUUUGCAACAUGCUUUGUCAACAGAAAACUUUGAAGUGAUGGGUUUACUCAUUGGCAAUUUUGCACAUGGAGUAGCAAAAAUAUCAGCUGUUAUCAUUUUACGACGACUAGAUAAAAAGAAAGAUAGAGUGGAAAUUUCAUCAGAACAAUUAUUAAAAGCUGCUAUUGAGGCUGAACGAUUAACAGCAGAAUUAAAACGUCCUAUGCGUGUGCUUGGUUGGUAUCAUUCGCAUCCACAUAUUACAGUUUGGCCAUCACAUGUAGAUGUCAGAACUCAAGCCAAUUAUCAGACCAUGGAUCACAGUUUUGUAGGCUUAAUCUUUUCAGUAUUUUCCGAAAGCAAAGAUUCAAAAGAACAUGAAAUCUUUCUAACUUGUUUUCAAUCAAGCAUGGUUAUGGGUGAAGCCACAGAAAUACCAUUAGAGAUAGUACAUACUCAGCAGAUUUCAGAUAGAUGUUUAAAGACAAUGACAGACUUGUCAAAAAUAUUGGCUCAAGAAGAAGAAGAUAUAGCUGAGACAUGUAAGGACCAUCCAGAUGUUCUUGCAACUAUUCACAACAAUGCUGUCAGAACACGUGCGUUGAUUCACAUAACAGACAUUAUCACAAAGCCCUUGAUACAAACAUUUGAAGAAAGGAUAGCAUUGAAUAAAUUGCGUGCUGCCCAUCUCCGAAGUAAAUUGGAAGAAUUACGAAAAAUGUACAACGGAUGAAAACUUUUUCAGCAAUUCCAUUCGUGAUGAAGCGAGUUUUCUGAUAAGAGAGAGUUGUUAAAUAAUAUAAAUAAUAAUUUCAAAUAAAAAAAUUAAAUAUUUACUGGAUUAAUAAAGUGAGUUAUGUACUUCUGAA
Odontomachus brunneus is the source of this 1381-nucleotide messenger RNA. Its product is annotated as lys-63-specific deubiquitinase BRCC36. Gene Ontology annotation, molecular function: metallopeptidase activity; polyubiquitin modification-dependent protein binding; cysteine-type deubiquitinase activity. Gene Ontology annotation, biological process: double-strand break repair. The transcript has 7 exons. Bases 481 to 1245 code for a protein of 254 amino acids. Gene Ontology annotation, cellular component: BRISC complex; BRCA1-A complex. The record is from RefSeq and is a predicted model, not a curated record. Lineage: Eukaryota; Metazoa; Arthropoda; Insecta; Hymenoptera; Formicidae.